Messenger RNA from Sphaeroforma arctica JP610, 154 nucleotides. RefSeq lists its product as hypothetical. The transcript has a single exon. The record is from RefSeq and is a predicted model, not a curated record. Lineage: Eukaryota; Ichthyosporea; Ichthyophonida. The annotation marks the transcript as partial.
AUGAUUAUACUCUCAGAUACGGCCUACCCCGAAGCAGAAAAGCUAUCUGGCCAAGCGUACCUUGCAUCACUCGCUGCGUUAGACUCGGCACAACAGUACACUGCCGUAGCCAGGGAACAGGCGAGCAUCCAUGGAGCCAAGCUUUACGAAGAAG